AUGGCGACUCUCCGGAGGCAGGAGAGGCCUCUAGGAGAGGAGCCCCCCACUGAAAGGAGCAGAGUGUGGGGCAUGGUCAGGAGGAUGCUGGUGCUUGUCCUGAUUUUGAGUCUGCUCCUUGGUUCUUCUGUGCUCUUGUUCUACAUCUUCGGGAGCUGUGGCCCUCGUCCUUGUGAGACGCGUGUGUGUUGGGAUCUCCUGGCUCGUUACCUGGCCUCUGGUAAUACCAGUGUGGCUCCCUGUACCGACUUCUUCAGUUUUGCCUGUGGACAGGCCAAAGGGAUCAGUAAUUCUUUUCAGGCUCUUGCAGAGGAGAACAAGAACCGACUUCGGAGAAUACUGGAGGCCCCAGGUUCCUGGCACCCGGGCUCUGGGGAAGAGAAAGCUUUCCAAUUCUACAGCUUCUGCAUGGACACAGAUGCCAUUGAGGCUGCAGGGGCUGGUCCCCUCAGACAAAUUAUUGAGGAGCUUGGAGGGUGGCGAAUUUCUGGUAGUUGGACUUCCUUGGACUUUAACCGAACUCUGAGACUUCUGAUGAGUCAGUAUGAUCACUUCCCAUUCUUCAGAGCUGAUCUGCAACCUCAUCCCACCCCUCCACACUUGCCAGUAAUCCAGAUAUACCAGCCAGAGUUUGACCUUCCUGUCAAGCAAGAGCAGGAACAGAAGAACUAUGCUCAGAUCGUGCGGGAAUACCUGACUUACCUGAAUCAGCUGGGAACCUUGCUGGGAGGAGACGCAAGAAAGGUGCAAGAACAUGCUGCCAUGUCCAUCUCCAUUACCUCGCAGCUGCUUCAAUUUCUGAGACCCCCGGAACAGCGACGGGCACAGGGAAAGCUCUUCCAGAUGGUCACUAUUGAUCAACUGCAGGAAAUGGCCCCUGCCAUUGACUGGUUGUCCUGCUUGCAAGCGAUAUUCACAUCGAUGUCCCUGAGCCCCUCCCAGCCCCUUGUGGUCCAUGACCUGGAGUAUUUGAAAAACAUGUCACACCUGGUGGAAGAACAGCUGUCAAAGCACAGGGACUUUCUGCAGAGCCACAUGAUCUUGGGGCUGGUGGGGUCCCUUUCUCCAGUCUUGGACAGUAAAUUCCAGGAGGCGCAUACUUUGCUGAACCAGAAACUACGGGAGCUGACAGAACGACCACCCUUGCCCACCCACCCUCGAUGGAUGAAGUGCGUGAAGGAGACAGGAGACUACUUCCAGCCUACCCUGGCAGCCUUGUUUGUUCGUGAGGCCUUCAGCCCGAGCACCCAAAGUGCUGCCAUGGAAUUAUUCACUGAGAUCAAGGAUGCCCUCAUCACUCGUCUCAGAAGUCUUCCCUGGAUGGAUGAGAGGACCCAGAAAGAGGCCCAGGACAAGGUCACGCAACUUCAAGUAAAGAUGGGGGCCCCAGAAUGGGCCCUGGAGCCAGCACUGGCCAGACAGGAAUACAACGAUAUACAACUUGGAUCCAGCUACCUGCAGUCCCACCUGAGCUGUGUCCGAUCCCUCCGAGCUAGAAUUAUCCAGAGCUUCUUACAGCCUUCUCCUCACCACAGGUGGCAGGUGCUUCCCUGGGAGGUCAAUGCUUACUACUCAAUAUCUGACCAUGUGGUGGUCUUCCCUGCCGGACUCUUCCAACCCCCGUUCUUUCACCCUGGCUACCCCAGAGCUGUGAACUUUGGCGCUGCUGGCAGCAUUAUGGCCCAUGAGCUGUUGCAUGUCUUCUACAAGCUCUUACUCCCUGGAGGCUGCCCAGCCUGUGACACCCGUGCCCUACAGGGGGCAUUGCUGUGCCUGGAGCACCUCUAUGCUGCCUUUCCAUUACCCAGAGGAGUCUCCUUCAAUGGCUCCCGCACACUCCUGGAGAAUGCUGCAGACACAGGGGGGCUAGUUAUUGCACUAAAGGCAUAUAGAAAGAGGCUAUUAUGGCACCGCGGGGAGACUGUCCUGCCCAACCUGAACCUCAGCCCCCAGCAACUCUUCUUCCGAAGCUAUGCCCAGGUGAUGUGUGGGGAUCCCAGCACCCAGGAUUCUCAGGACACUCACAGCCCUCCCACCCUUCGAAUCCACGGGCCCCUCAGCAACAUCCCAGACUUUGCCAGAUAUUUCCGCUGUCCACGUGGUGCCCUCAUGAACCCUUCCAGCCACUGCCCACUCUGGUAA
Messenger RNA from Equus quagga, 2142 nucleotides. It is a transcript of the gene KEL, whose product is annotated as Kell metallo-endopeptidase (Kell blood group). Gene Ontology annotation, cellular component: plasma membrane. The record is from RefSeq and is a predicted model, not a curated record. Gene Ontology annotation, molecular function: metalloendopeptidase activity. The coding region runs from base 1 to 2142 and encodes 713 amino acids. Lineage: Eukaryota; Metazoa; Chordata; Mammalia; Perissodactyla; Equidae. Gene Ontology annotation, biological process: protein processing. The transcript is spliced from 18 exons.